AUGACGGGCGACGCAUUCAUCGUGCUUGGGACACCGUCUGAGGAACAACUCCAAUGUGAUAACCACGAUCACAGAAGUUGCUACGGCUACAACAGCAAGGCCUGUCAAGAGCGGGCGGCUGACUAUUGGCGAAGUUCCAAUGUUAUGAAGGUUUUUAAUUCCCGACUUAAGAGACUUCGGUUACAAUGGAUGCGAACUCCCCAGCCGGGCAAGAAAUUGUUGGUCCUGGACAUCGAUCACACAAUUUAUGAUUGCACCAACAUGCUCAAAGAAUCUCUGCAUGAUAGCUGUCGAAUACGACCGCAUCUUUCAACGAUGUUCUCGUCAUUGAAGGAGUACUACGACUAUUGUCUUUGGUCUCAAACAGCUUGGCAGUGGAUCGAGACUAAAUGUUCCUUGAUAGGUAUUUAUGAGUCAUGUCAAAGUUAUCCGCUGUUUAUACUGGACAGGUCCAACAUGUUUUCUGUCGGGAAAUCUUCCAACGACCAAGCAGUUGAACCAGCAGCGGGGGAGAUAGUGGAAGUGGUUCGACGUAACGUGAAGUGCUUGCGUUUAAUUUGGGAUUCAUGUCCUGAGCUAUAUUCCGAAAAGAACACUUUACACAUCGAUGAUCUACAUAAGAACUUUGGACUUAAUCCGAAAAAUGGAAUAUUAGUCUCGCCUUAUAGAAAGGCUAACUAUGAUACAGACACUGAGCUGUUGAAAUUAACACAAUAUCUACUUCGAGUGGCGAAGCUGGACGAUGUCACCACCAUGGAUCAUAGUACAUGGAAAAACACCUAA
Molecule: messenger RNA, 783 nt
Organism: Gregarina niphandrodes
Lineage: Eukaryota; Apicomplexa; Conoidasida; Eugregarinorida; Gregarinidae
Product: putative ubiquitin-like domain CTD phosphatase 1
Exons: 2
Coding region: 1-783 (260 amino acids)
Molecular function (GO): phosphoprotein phosphatase activity
Source: RefSeq, a predicted model, not a curated record